Molecule: messenger RNA, 2382 nt
Organism: Pseudomyrmex gracilis
Lineage: Eukaryota; Metazoa; Arthropoda; Insecta; Hymenoptera; Formicidae
Exons: 7
Coding region: 280-1425 (381 amino acids)
Source: RefSeq, a predicted model, not a curated record
CGCGCAGGACGUUCUCAUUCAACCUUCGGAUUUCGCUAGCGCUCGCAAACAUCUCCGCUUUCUACGAAGCUCUCCGCAAGCUUAAGCAUACUCGGUUCUAGAAGAAGCUUUAUUACAUGCAGAAGCUUUUUUAUUUAUUAUACAAGAUUGGAAUGUGUGAUUUUGUGUUGAUGUGUGCUUUAAAUGUGUAAUACUUCUGAAACAAUCGAGUAAAUAAAACUAAUAUAAUUGAGUAGAAGCAAUUGAACUUGCAUAUUAAUUAUUGCUGACGAUUUCAAGAUGACGUCUAAAGUGUUGAUGAAGCUGCCGACAGUGCCCUUUCCUCAGGAGAAGAAAACGCCUGAUCUGGUCUCCUUGAAUGACAGAAAUGAUGGACUUGCGUAUGUUAGAUAUCAAGGGUUGAACGUGGACAGAGUAAUGCAACUCGAACAGAACAUCAAGUUUUUACAAGAACAACAUCAGGCAACUUUAGUAGCUUUGCAUCAAGAGAUAGAAUCCUUACGGCAGAGAAAUAGAGAUUUACAAUUUCAAUUGGUAUUUUCUAAGAGAGCACACUGUGCUGUUGCUAGCAGUCCUUCUUCACCUGAAGAUAAUGGAAAUGGGUUUGCGAAAUCGAAGAGUAGCCCAAUAUGCGUCAAUGUAACACCUUUGCAAGUGGAACUUUUGGAGAAAGACUUGCAAGACAUUAAAGCGUCAUUGCAAGAAGCAAAAACACACAAUCAAUACUUGUCAAACAUCAUAGAGCAACAAAAAAAGAGAUUGGACUUAACCGAAGACCAGAAAGAUAAAAUUCAAGUGACAGAUGUGGGGGUUCAAGUCGGAGAUCCCAUGCAAGCGAGUUUGGUUGUGCUUCUGGAGGAAUCGUACGCGAUGGUGAAACGGUUGCACAAAGAGAAUCUGGAUCAAAAAAAAGAGCUAGCUUCGUUGAAAGCAUCCUCUUCGACAAACAAUCCUGGCUCCAGCAGAGGCGGACGUUCGCGCGACGGUAACAGCGGUCAUCAUAACCGCGGUUCGUCCACCACGCAGGAGCAAAGCUCUCGUAAAUUUCCACCGCUACCAAUUCCGAGUUACUGGCAUCGCAGAUCGCCAAGAUAUAGCGCAAAUCGGCACGAAAAGCCGGAUCAUCAGUCGGACUCGGAUUCGACCGUUUUGCCUCAACUUCAGAACGGUAAUGUAAAGUCGGCGGAGGUGAGCAGUUUCGAGUCAACGUCGUAUCGAUCGCGCGAGUAUCGCAAUUACGGACGCGACAGCGGCGGUGGCGGUGGCAGCGGUAAUCGCAAAUACAGAGGUCAACCGUCGCGAAGAGAUAACAAUCAUUAUUAUCAUUCUCGCGAUUACAAAGACAGAAAUUCCAAAGAUCAUAUGAGAGAUAUGGACGACAUCGGCGAAGGAUCGAAGGACGUGAAUAAUCAUCAAAGACAGUAAAUUGCGAAAGUAUACGAGAUACAACUUGUAGAGAUUCCGCGAGCUUUAGUUUUUCGCGUCGGAUAACCCGUAUUGAGAAAUCGAUAUCAACUAUAAAAAAUUAACCGAGUGAUUAAUGUUUUUCUUGUACACAUUCACUGGUGCUGAUUAAUUAUGACAGUUUAGCGCACAUAUAGCUUGUGAUAGAAUAGCGAUGAACGAGUAUAUUGCUGUACGAUUUUUGAUGGAACAAUCUUUAGCCCGUAUAUUCUAAUUUUAUUCGUUAUAAGAGUUUAUUAUAAAAAAAUAUAUAGGAUUUUACGCUUUGUAGGAGUAUGAUAAUCAACAGAAUACUUAGCAAAAGACUGACAGAAACGGAAUUAUCAUAAAAAAAAUUCGUUUAGUCGUAGCUUUUCAGCUGAUGCUCGUAUCGUAACUCCUGUUGAGAGCUUAAUAUGCGUGCAAUGUUUCGAUGAUAUCAAUGCAUGUGUAUAAGCGUGUUAAGAUUUUACUUAAUCAAGCGUUACCAGCUGCUUUGAAAAGAAUCAGAUCUAGUCAUUUUCAUAUAUUUCGUUAUUCUAUUAAAACGGCAAAUCGUUGAACGAUUUUUGCUAUACUAUUAAUGUAAAGAUAAAAAACUAUUGAUAUUAUUUGUAUAUAAAAUAUAGAAUCUAUAUAUUUUUUUACAUAUUAUUUAUAUUGUUUUUAUAUAUUUUUUAAUUUUGAUUUUAUGCGUCUGGUUCGAGUCUAUACUGUUAACAUAAUCUUGUUUCGCGUUGCAUUAUUUUGCAACAAACGCUUCCAAGUAAGAAGGGAAAAAAUAUUGUUUUAUUUGGAUUUCUUGACAAUCUUAUUAGAAGUUUUUUUUAUCUUUAAGAAGAGCAGACUAAAAUUUAUAUGAUUUGACAUUUCUUCGAUCUAGACAUUCACAAUAUUCUCUACAAAAUAUGGAACAAUUUUUCACGCUAUUAAUCAGAU